AUGGAACCUGAGUUUGAUUCCUAUGACGGAUUUUUGAAAGGAUGCAAUUUUACAAUUGUACAUGCAAUUAUUGGGUUCGGCUUAGAUUUUGUGCCAUCAACUGUAGUUAACAUUUUGUACACAAUUAUAAGAAUACUGACCAACUACUUUAAUUCUGGGUAGUUGUUGCCAGAACAGUACACACUUACGAUAGCUGUGUCUAUUGCGUAUAGUUAUUUGAUAUAUAAAAUUGAAUAUUUGCACAGAUCAGCAUUUUUAUUUAAAUUUAGAGAUGAUAAUUGGGAAGCACUGAUCCCGAAGCUUAUAACAAAACCCUUUGUUAUUUUGAGGUUCCGCAUAGAGAUUUUGUAGUUUUAAUAAAUAUCCUCGAAUAAAACUUAUGGAUAUUUCAUUAAUGAAGAGAAGACAAAUUAGACAAACCAAUAAUAGUCUUUUACUGUAUCUUUACAAAAUCCACGAAGAGUAUUAGAAUAAGACGGACAUAAAGGAUGUUGA
Messenger RNA from Paramecium tetraurelia, 495 nucleotides. RefSeq lists its product as uncharacterized. The transcript has 3 exons. NCBI's taxonomy places the organism in Eukaryota, Ciliophora, Oligohymenophorea, Peniculida, Parameciidae. The record is from RefSeq and is a predicted model, not a curated record.